AUGUUUCACUCAUCAAGUAGAAUAGUUGUUUCAAUACUCACUUUGAAUUCACUUUUAUAAAUAUAUGAAACUCAACCCAUAGAAUUUAAUGAUUCUAAUUUAAUGAUGUAGCAUCCUUAAUUAACUUCUAUAAUUCCCACAAAUCAAGUAUUUGUAUCUGAUAUUAAUAUAGAUAAUAAACUUAUUUGUUGGAAUAUCAUUAUUAUUCUUAAUAGAUUGGAAGAAUAGAAUUCUGAUCAUUACAUCAUUAUUCUUUGGAAUAUCAAUUAUAAUGUAAAACUUCAAGUAAAAUAUUUUAAUUAUAUUAGUUAUGUACUACCAAAAACACUAAACUUAAUACAAAUUUAUUUUUUGUUACUUAUUAUCAUAUAUCAUAUUUUCUAUUAAGCAAAAUAACUCUAUUUGAAGAUUAAAUCUCUUGAACCUAAUAUAAACCAAAUUAAUUCUCUAACAAUCAAUUAUUCUAAUACAAGAAAAUUUCGAAAAAUUUCGAAAUAAGUCGAAAAAUUAUAAUUAAAACUAGUAAAUAAUAGUAUGAAUGAAAAUGAAAUAAAAGUUACUUAGAACUAAAUGAAUAUAGAACUUAAUCUAAUAAAAAAUGAAUAAAAAGAAGAAUAAUCAAUUCUGGAAUAACAUACUAGUGAAGCAGAUUUAGAAACUGAGAAUUAAUGUGAAAUUAACCAUUAAGAUCUUUCAUAAAUAUCUUCUAUAAAAGAAGAUCAAAGUAUAAUAUUAUAAUAAAUAGAAUUAUAAAUCUAAUUGAAAUUUAAUGGAAUAAUUCAACUUUUUUGUUGCACUUUUGAAACUUUUGAUACUAUAUCUUCAAUUCUUUCAUGUACAUUUACAGAAAAGCAGAUUAUUUAAAUAAAAAUUCACAUACUCCUCAAUAUCUAUGAUGAAAGUUAAGAUUGCAAUAAUAGGUUAUGGUGCCUCAAAAAAUUAUUAGCUUUUUAAUUUUGA
Paramecium pentaurelia is the source of this 960-nucleotide messenger RNA. NCBI's taxonomy places the organism in Eukaryota, Ciliophora, Oligohymenophorea, Peniculida, Parameciidae. The record is from the annotation of a GenBank genome assembly.